Molecule: messenger RNA, 1398 nt
Organism: Candidozyma haemuli
Lineage: Eukaryota; Fungi; Ascomycota; Pichiomycetes; Serinales; Metschnikowiaceae
Exons: 1
Coding region: 1-1398 (465 amino acids)
Source: RefSeq, a predicted model, not a curated record
AUGGUCGUUCGUGCUGUUAUAGGGCUGGUGAUGAACCGUGUGCCGUUUUCGGACCACUUGCCCCAGUUUGUUCAGAGUGUUAUUUAUGAAGAUACCUCUUCGUACGAGUCGGCCAAGCUGGAUUCUCCCUUGACCACGUCUUCAGACUCGGAUGCUCCUAUGAGUCCCCAGCAGAAGAUUCAUAGCAGGAUACUUCAGAAGAGAGGAUCUCCGGUUUCGGUACCUGGGGUGCCAAAUGAUGGGUUCCUGUUGGAUAACUCUGGGAGUGUCCCAGUGGCAGACCACAGCGAUGCCUUGACUGAGGCUGAAACUGUUCAUGAUGCUGACACUACAAGACAAAGCAUGGUUCAGAAGUACUUGGAUGAACAGAAUGCCAAGUUCGAUAGCUUGAUAAAUAAGAACCUCAAUGUGGUGUUGCAGCAACAGAGCAUGUAUGAGGAUGAGUCCUCAUGGCAGCAGCUCAUGGUGGAGAUGGCCAUGUCUCGCGAUAAAGACGAAAUCAGCUUGAAGAUGACCUCCUUAAUGGGGAGGGCUUCGAACUGGAUCCAGUCUCAUAUACCGAGAAGCAUAUCUAGCAGGUCAUCUAGCAGAGGGAACAGCAGAGCUGUUUCGAGAGCUGCGGUCACAGAAGCAGACACUAAUGAGCAAACAGAUGCUGUUGUCAGAGCCGAUGAUGCCACCAUUGAGAACUUCUUGGACUCGCUUGAUUAUCAGACAAAGGUGAACCUUUUGAAACAAUUGAGGGUUGACCUAUGCAUUUCUGAUCAUGACGACUUAUCUAAGUUCUCUAAAGAGCUUUCAAAGACACAUCCAGGCGCUCCAACGCUUUUAAUUGAUAAAUUUGAAACACUCAUGAUUAUUUCUGUUCGUUUAUCAUUUAUUUGCCUCAAGUUCAUGAUACCAAUGGCGACAUUGAUGUAUCUCAAGUUCAAGAACAAUGAUGUAUUAUUUUUCAACAACAAGAACUUUAACAGACUCCUUUCAUUUACUAUCAAAUUCAUGGAAUCAUUGGAGAAGAGAUUGAAGACAGAGACACUUAAUGCAUACCAAUAUGGCCAGGAGUCGCAAAAGGCAGAGACUGCUACGCAAACUAUCGAAGGGCAACUUGAAAGGCCCUUGGACACUAUUGAAACUACUGCACCAGUCAGUGAGCUACCGCAACCUGUGGAAACACCCAGAACGACAUGGACUGAUACAUUUACACGAAUGGCAGUCAACUAUUGGAUAAAGUCCAGAAACUCCAAAGCGGACUAUGCAAAAGAUCCAAGAUAUGCACAGUACUUUUCAGCAAAGAAGGAAGCAUUAGGCGGUGAGUGGGAUGGUGACGAAUUCAAUCCCGCAGAUCAGGAACUUUCUUUUAUCGACAUUGCCCAGCAAUUCGCAGAUCAGCUAAAAUGA